UGAGACUAAACUCGUUCCUCAAAACCCUACGCUCUGCAGAGGAGUUUACAGUGCAAUUGUAUUCAUUCUUCCUAUUUUCAUUCGCUCAAAUAUAGACUUCGAUGGCGGAAGCCAAGGAGAAAUUGACUUUGGUGGCCCGAAAAGCAUGUUUCGGACUGCCCACUGCGUGCCCGAAUUGCUUGCCCGUUUAUAUUUACCUCAGGUUCUGCCAACGCCCCUUCGAUUUGGCUUUCAAUCUCAUUCACCCCGAUUCUGAUCAAAUACCUUAUGUUGAGUCUGGAACUUAUGUGGCCUAUAACAAUGAGAAGGGUGGAGUUAUUCAGAGUUUAAAGGAUGAUGGGAUGAUUGAUGAUUUAGACUCUGCAGUCCGCAACACUCCAGAAUGGGCAUCAACAAAGGCUAUGGCUGAGUCAUGGCUUGCUGAUGCUCUCUUGUAUGAACUCUGGUUAGGAUCUGAUGCGAGUUCUGUGCAAAUCUAUUAUUCUGAUCUCCCUUGGCCAAUAGGAAAACUUAUGUACUUUAAGCAAGUUCAUGUUACAAAACAACGACUUGGGAUAACAAAGGAAAAUGCUGAUAAAAGAGAAGAGGAAAUUUACAGGAAAGCUUCCUCUGCUUAUGAAGCGUUGUCAACUAUGCUAGGAGACCAAUCCUUUUUCUUUGAAAGCAGGCCAACAAGUUUAGAUGCUGCUUUUCUUGGACAUGCCCUCCUUACACUAUUUGCCUUACCCGAUACUUCAGUUCUGAGAAGCAAACUCUUGGAGCAUGACAAUCUUGUAAGAUAUACAGAGAAUUUAAAAAUACAGUUCAUAGAUGCAACUGAGUUGCCUUCUCUCUCUCAAUCACAUACAGACCCCUCUUCAUCAACAACAAGACGUACCUCAAACUGGAGCUCAAAACCUAAAACCAAACCUCAAAAGAAAAGGACCGAGGAAGAGAAGAAGUUCCGAAGAAGGGCCAAGUACUUUCUGGUUACACAGCUCGUUGCAGUUCUAGUAUUCCUUUCUCUCCUGGGAGGAUCAGAUGAUGGCGAGGUGGAACUCGACGACGAUGAUGAUGGCAUGGAUUAUGAUUGAACAAGGAUACUUUCUUAACAUCUUUUCUCAUUGCCAGCUUUUGAGCAUAGCUUUCCUCUUCUCCUUGAGAUUUGAUGGAAAUUUUGGAGAUCUGAUGUGUAAAAUUUGUAUACUUCAUGACAGAUCAACUAACACUUUAGACAAAUUGGAGUUGUUUUUUUUUACCCAACCUGGAAAAUAAGGAACCAUAAAUUUUUGCUCUGCAAAAUACAUUUCAUUUCCCAUUGGAAGAACAAUUAUUUAUUUAUUUGUUUGGUUACUUGUUC
This is a messenger RNA of Ipomoea triloba (trilobed morning glory), 1339 nucleotides long. RefSeq names its product mitochondrial outer membrane import complex protein METAXIN. Lineage: Eukaryota; Viridiplantae; Streptophyta; Magnoliopsida; Solanales; Convolvulaceae. The transcript has 6 exons. The record is from RefSeq and is a predicted model, not a curated record. The coding region runs from base 102 to 1073 and encodes 323 amino acids.